This is a messenger RNA of Ylistrum balloti, 2267 nucleotides long. RefSeq names its product nucleoside hydrolase-like. The transcript has 6 exons. The record is from RefSeq and is a predicted model, not a curated record. Lineage: Eukaryota; Metazoa; Mollusca; Bivalvia; Pectinida; Pectinidae. Gene Ontology annotation, molecular function: hydrolase activity, hydrolyzing N-glycosyl compounds. Bases 95 to 1039 code for a protein of 314 amino acids.
UGUAUCUCAAGUCUGAACAUAGCCAAGAUUUGUGUCAAAUUAGCAUUCGGAGUGAAUACAUCAGGAAUCUUAUAAGUGAGCGUAGAUAGCAAGGAUGGCCAGUCCCCGGAAGGUCAUCAUUGAUGUGGAUACAGGAGUGGACGAUGCACAGGCCCUAAUUAUGGCUUUCUCUAGACCAGACGUUCUGGAUGUCUUGGGGGUCACGUGCGUCCAAGGAAACGUGGACAUUACCAAUGUGUGUAGGAAUACACUGAGGGUACUGUCUGUGUGUGACAAACUUAAUGUACCAGUAUAUAAAGGCUGUGAUAAGCCGCUUACUGGCGAGGGUCCUGAUGCUACACAUUAUCAUGGAAAAGACGGAAUGGGAGAUGUACCAAACCCCGAACAAGUCGACAUGAAUAUCAUCCAAUCAGAACACGCCUCUCUUGCAUUGUUAAGAUUAGUUAAUCAAUACCCAGGGGAGAUAACCCUCGUAGCCUUGGCACCUCUAACCAAUAUUGCAGUGGCCUUGCGGAUUGAUCCAGCUUUCGGACACAAGCUGAAAGAAAUGGUGAUUAUGGGAGGAAACGUCCAAGGAAAAGGAAACACAUCUCCGGCGGCAGAGUUCAAUUUUCGGAGUGAUCCAGAGGCAGCCCACGUGGUGUUAAAGGAGAUAGGAUGUCCCAUUCUGAUGGUGCCAUGGGAGACUUGUGCAGACAAUGGACAAUCCUGGACCUGGACGGAGGCUUGGCUGAAAACAGACACAAGAAAGGGGCGAUUUCAAAACGGAAUCGUACAGUAUUCUAUUGGACGUUUGAGGGCUGCUAACAGGUCACAUUACAGAUCAUGUGACUUACUAGCAAUGGCGUAUGUGAUUGAUAGAUCGAUUGCCUCUGAAACUGAGGAUUUCUAUGGGGAAGUAGAGAUGGGAGGUACCCUUACACGUGGGCAGCUGGUCUGUGAUUGGAGACAAGCAUUGGAUCGAAAAGUCAACAUUAAGGCCGUCACAGCGGUUAACUUAGAUAAGGCAAGGCUCCUUUAUGAUGAAAUGCUUCAAUGAUCACAGUCUAUAUUUAAUGAUAUGGUACAAUAAUUACAAUCUUCUCCUGUAUGAUCAGAUGUUUCAAUAACUAGGAUUUAGUCCUGUAUGGAGGAAUGCUGCAGUGACCACAAUCAAUAUAUAAUGAUAUGCUUCAAUGACCACAAUCGAUCUAUAAUUCGAUGGUUGAUGAAAUGUGCCAGUGAACACAAUCUUGCCUUGUAUAUAGUUAUGUUUCAGGGAUUACUUACUGAUGGCAAUUUAUUGCGAAAUAGUUUCAGUGAAAAAAAGGGACUAAGGUAGGAGCUUGUAUGGCAAAUUUAAAGUUUUUUUUUUAAAGUAGUAUACGUAGUUCAUGAUUACAUGAAUUGUGUGAUAAAUGAAAUUCUGGUGCAGGUUAAUAGAUAAAGAGGGUAACUUGCACCCCAGUUCCUUGUUGAUAAUCUACAAGUUGAAUAGGAAUAAAACCCAACGUUGCUUUAUCGACCUUUGAUCACUACUCUAAUGAAUUAUGUUCGGAGUCACAACUUUCGUGACGUUGAUUAAUCAGAUUACUUGAUGAUGCUCUACAACGUUAAGCACAUUGUAUGUUAAUGUUGUAUGCUGUUCUCUUUUCAAGAGAAUAAAAUAUAACUGGAUGGACUCUAGAUAUUUCUGUAAACAGGAACUGUGCUUACUGAUUAACCAGAUUUGUAUUUUAUCGAGAAAAUUCUUUAUUUAUAUUUUCUUAUUUCUAUGUUCCUGAACGUUUGAAAUUUGUCCAUGAUUUGUAUGUAAAUUGAGAUUGUGUCUAUGUAUAGAUGUGAGUGUAUAAUUGACUGUGAUUAAUUGGAUUAACUUCAUUACACGAAGUAAAAUUUGAGCUAAAAUCCUUUUGUGAAAAUGGCCGUCUGAACCUUACAUUUGUAAUUUUUCUAAUCCCCACAGUUGUUGAUUUAUAAUUUAAACUGUAGCUCAUCAAAACGAAUUAUGGCAACAGUAUAAGCCAAAAACAUGCCGAAAGCACGAGGGAGAUGUAAGGAAGACAUUGCAAUAUGGUAAGCAUACACCCUUAAGUGAAACGAUUAUUUUAUAUUCAAUGCAUGAUUAGUGCAAUGCAAUAGGGAUAUUAUGGGAUGAAUUUUUUAUAUAAUCAGAUGUUGUCUUUGAAAACAAAAUUCAAUAUUGAUUAAAAAGAACUAUUGUUCUGAUCAAUGGAUACCUAUUAAUCACAUAAAACAUUUAAACAGAUGUAUUUUAGUUAAGUACG